ACAAGCGUCAAUCGUCUGAAAACAGUCUACGCCACCGCGCCAAUCCGGCCGCACGUACCUCGCGUACAUUCAUCUCGUAACCCGGUAGUGCAUUAUACUUUGGGACCGAAGCCAAUAUCAAGCUAUAUUCGGAACACACAACCAUGGCGACAGGGUGGCUAGCGUGGGAAUGCGUAGUGUUCGGCGUGUUCGUGUGCGCGACGUCCUGCGUGCCGCUGUGGCGCGCGCGCGGCGCCCGCGCAGGGGGCAGCGCGAAGCGUGCGUACAUAUUCGCGGGCGGCGGGGUCAGCACGCUGGCUAUGGUGCUCUCAGUCGCUAGGGGAACGCUCGGAGUUAGAAGCUUUUUGGGUUUUCCAUCGGAGCUGGUCUACCGAGGCUCCGCGAUGUGGGAGACCCUGUACGGGAUGAUCCUGGCCUUCCCCAUCGUCUGCUGGGUCUUCGUGCCGGUCUACUACAGGCUUCAGACCAACUCCGUCUACGAGUACUUAGAGAUGCGAUUCCACUGCGUCUGGGUCCGCCGAGUAGCCGCAGCCACUUUCCUCGUCCGCCAACUCUUGAACCUUGCUGUGACAGUCUUUACUCCAACGGUCGCCCUUCAUGCGGUACUAGCUUUGCCUCAUUGGGCGUCAGCUGCUGCGCUCACGGCAGUUGGGAUCGUGUUUAACCUGCUUGGAGGACUCUCUGCUGCUAUCAAAGCCGACGUGAUCCAAACCAUGACGAUGAUAUUAGUGAGCGGCGCCUUCAUAAUCCAAGCGACCAUCCGCGCCGGCGGCCCGCAGAAGGUUCUAGAAGACAAUAUAGAUGGAGGAAGACUGCAGUUCUUCAAAUUCCACUGGGACCCAACAAUACGCGUGGACACCCUGUCUGCCAUCGUGGGCCAACUCUUUAUGUCCCUCUCUAUCUAUGGCUGUCAACAGACCUUCGUUCAGCGCUACUGUUCCAUGAAUAGCGAGGCCCGAGUCCGGAGGACUCUGCUAGCUAAUGUCCCGGCUGUGGGGAUUCUCUUCAGCCUGUCUUGGGUUGUCGGUAUGGCGCUCUACGCUGUCUACAAAUACUGUGACCCUCUGAUGUCCGGCAGAAUCGCGGCUCCAGACGAGGUCCUGCCUUUCUACGUGCAGGAUCAAUUUGGAUUCUUGCCUGGGAUGCUGGGACUGUUCCUGGGAAGCUUGUUUAACGGAGCUUUGAGCUUCCUGGUAUCCAAUGUGAACUCUUUGGCUACGGUGACGUGGGAAGACUUUGUGUCUGCUGCACCAGCAUUCCAAGGCAUCUCUGAUAAGCAGCAGCUUACUGUGAUCAAGAUCAUUGGAGUCAUCUAUUCCCUCAUAAUCAUGUGCCUAUCCCUCUGCGUGGGCAUGGUCGGUGGCGUCAUCGAGGGCUCCAUGCUUGUCACCUCCGCCACCUCAGGAGCCCUACUCGGGGUCUUCGUGUUGGCCACCCUCUGUCCUGUCGCCAACGGGAAGGGAGCCUUGUGGGGCAUGAUUGCCGCACAUUUUAUUACGACCUGGAUGGCAGCUGGAAGAUUAUUUUAUGUGGAUACUAGUGUCGCUAUGCUGCCGUUGUCUGUUGAUGAGUGUCCCAACGGAACGAUGAACGUGUUCCACAAGCCACUGCCAGUCGGAGUGAACCAGACGCUGAUGCAGCUGGAACACCUACUGCAGAACAUGAACACGAGCCGCGUGUACGUUCCCCAGGAGUCUGUGAUCACCACGGCCCUCCAUAGCAUGUACUCCGUGUCCUACAUGUGGUACGCCGUCAUCGGCACCUUCACCUGCGUGAUCAUCGGGUGCAUCAUCGGAGCCAUCACCAGCACUGAUGCGGAUGUCUUCGAUGAGCGUCUGUUACAUCCGCUUGUUGCUACCAUUUAUAAUAAGAUGCCAGGAAAAAAACGCACCUACAGCAACGAGAAAACCAAAACUCCAGAAAAGGACUCCAGUGAAAAAACUGACGUCACAUUAGCUGAAGAUUUAAAAGAAACAAGCCCUGCCAGCAUCCACAGCCCUGAUGUAAAUAAUCGAGAAAAAGAACAGCCAGGUCCAAUAUUUGCAACGAAUAGUAGUAAAGAUGCGCCAACAGUAGAUAUUAAAAAGGCGUUUUUAAGUCCAGCUAAGAUUGCUAUAACAGCUGUAAAAACACAGCCUGAAGAGCCAAGUCCGGCUGCUUUUGCAACGACGAGUAGCAGACAUUUUGAUGCUUAUGAUACCAAUGUAAGAGGAUCACCGCUGCCGGUUAGGACACGGUUGUGAUACGUAUAUUAAUAUAAAGAUUUGUGAUAGAAUGUUAUUGUUAUAUUGUUAUAUGAGGAAUAUUACUGAGGAGAGAAAGGUCAUUGUCAAUGAUAGUAAUUUUAAAAUGUCUGAUUUGUAGAAGUUUUCAGAACUAAUAAAACGGCGGUACUACUAAACAAAAUUAAUAACUAGCUUAAAUCUAAAACAGGCCCUUGAGGCACUGUACCAAGGAUACUGGCGGCAUUUCCUCACUGUAUCGCAAUGCUGAUACGUUGUGCGAAGUAGCCGCCAGCUUCGGUCACCAGCGUCAACCAGAUGCUUCGCGAUUUCUGCGAACAAUUUGUGCGCGCUGGGACUCCAUGGACCUAGAGUCUGAAACGGCUAGAUUUUAAAUUGGUUUUUUUCAGUAUUCGUAUAUAUUAACGCAAACAUAAGUGUAUCAAAAGUAGAAAUAUUUUCUAAGAAUGGUUCCUUAAAUUUGAUGGUAUGGACUUGCCUUAGACGUAAAGCAUUUUUAGAUGUGAACCUCACACAAGGCGCAGAUAUAAAUAUUAUAGUCUGUAACACAUUGGAGCUCCAUGUGCUACAAGAACUGCUUCUGACUGUACUAUUCUCAGCUUUGUGUGUUUAGCUUUAGUUAUGCUAUAGAAUGGUUAAAUUAACCAUUUUAAUAUUUAGUUUCCUAAUGUUGAUCUGUGGUACUUAAAGUGCCUGUAUCUAAUUAAUAUUUGUUCUUAAGAAUGAAGGCUUUCAGUAUUUGGGCUGAUAAAUGACUAAUUUAUAAGUUUGAAAUAUUCAUUAAAUCAUUUAUGUAAAUGAUUAUUAUAAGAAUGAUAAAAAAUAGAGGAUUUUGAAAACGCAUGAUCCAAUAAUUCGUUAAAAUUUAUCAAAAUUAAAGGUUCUGGCCCUAUGGUUUUUAAAUUUAGAAUCGAAAAUAAUAGAAUAGAAAUAAUGUAAUUCAGUCAACACAUUAAUACAAAUAACACAGAGAGAAUAAAAGAAGAAGUAAAUAAAACAGAAAUAGAGAUGUGAAGCUGAAAUGGUGUUAGCCAUUUGCAAAAAUUACAUAAUUCUACUUAUUCAGUCGGGGCAAGUGCGUCCAUACGAGCAAACUGCGCUUAACAUACAACAUAAAAUAAAUGAUUAGAGGUAAGAGGAGGCAAGGGAGCGAUUUAUCAUAUGUAACCUAGAUAGGUUAGGCUUGGGUUAGGCGCAUUUGUCUCUAUAGGCGUGUUUGCCCCGACUUAUUAAGAGCCAACGGGAGUGGUCAUUUCUCCAUACAAACGUACUCCUCGUUUUCCUCCGUGGUUUUUGAAGCUAGAGCAAUGAUUUUUUCAACACAG
Messenger RNA from Cydia splendana, 3568 nucleotides. RefSeq names its product sodium-coupled monocarboxylate transporter 1. Gene Ontology annotation, cellular component: membrane. The transcript has 13 exons. Gene Ontology annotation, biological process: sodium ion transport; transmembrane transport. The record is from RefSeq and is a predicted model, not a curated record. NCBI's taxonomy places the organism in Eukaryota, Metazoa, Arthropoda, Insecta, Lepidoptera, Tortricidae. Bases 144 to 2243 code for a protein of 699 amino acids. Gene Ontology annotation, molecular function: symporter activity.